GAAAGCUCCAGCUGCCCCCGGAGCGGGGCUGGGGCUGGCCCCGGACAUGCCAGCCCCGGGCUCCGCGGUGUCCCCAUCCCAAGGCACGCAGGCGAGGCAUUCCUGUGGGGCCGGGCGUGCGGGGCUGCCGGUGGGCUGGUCCCAGCCCCCGGGGCGGGCAGCCCCCUAUAUCAGCCGGGCCCGCGGGGGCAGCGCCAGCAGAGUGUGACCGUGACAGCCCCCGGCCCCUCGCCCGCCCUCUCCAGCCAUGGAUGACAUUUAUAAGGCAGCGGUUGAGCAGCUGACAGAAGAGCAAAAAAAUGAGUUCAAGGCUGCCUUUGACAUCUUCGUGCUGGGGGCAGAGGAUGGUUGCAUCAGCACCAAGGAGCUGGGGAAGGUGAUGCGGAUGCUGGGGCAAAACCCCACCCCCGAGGAGCUGCAGGAGAUGAUAGACGAGGUGGAUGAGGAUGGCAGCGGCACCGUAGACUUCGAUGAGUUCCUUGUUAUGAUGGUCCGGUGUAUGAAAGACGACAGCAAAGGAAAAACCGAAGAGGAACUCUCAGACCUCUUCAGGAUGUUUGAUAAAAAUGCUGAUGGCUACAUUGACCUCGAGGAGCUGAAGAUCAUGCUGCAAGCGACAGGAGAGACCAUCACCGAGGAUGACAUAGAAGAACUGAUGAAAGAUGGGGAUAAAAACAACGAUGGCAGGAUUGACUAUGAUGAGUUCCUGGAGUUUAUGAAGGGGGUUGAAUAAAUCUGAGGCCAGAUGGACAGCUCGAAUCUCCUAAACCCCUCCAGCUCUGCAUCUCAUCUCCCUGACUUAAAUCCCCUGGCUACCAGCAUGAAGACUGAGUGCUGAGGAGGGUGGCCGGGGGAAAUAAAACCUGUUAAUACCCAGUGCCUCAGAUGGUCUUUCCUUAGAGGUUUAGUGACAGCUUCACCCCGGUCGCGUGCUCAUGACUAAUGGGGUCACUCCUUGGGGCCACUGCUGGCAAGGUGACAUCACAGCUGGAGCUUUAAUUCUCCAAGGAGGUAUUUUGCUGCCAGCCCAGCGACAGUCCAUCCAACAGGGCCACCUGUUUGGUGGGGAGCUGUCAUCUCCUCACCCCUGCCAUGGUGAGCAGGCUCAGGAGCUGGCACUGGUGCCUGCUGGCUUAACUGGAGCAUCGGCGGCAUUUUAGCAAAGAAAUGUGAAUUACAAACCACUGAGGCCAUCACUGACAUCCACGGGUGAGGGACAGUACCUCUCCUCCCUACUCUCACCUUGGCUGUCCUGACAGGACACCCCUUCCCCCU
Molecule: messenger RNA, 1275 nt
Organism: Myiozetetes cayanensis
Lineage: Eukaryota; Metazoa; Chordata; Aves; Passeriformes; Tyrannidae
Gene: TNNC1
Product: troponin C1, slow skeletal and cardiac type
Exons: 6
Coding region: 248-733 (161 amino acids)
Cellular component (GO): myosin II complex
Molecular function (GO): calcium ion binding
Source: RefSeq, a predicted model, not a curated record